Molecule: messenger RNA, 1102 nt
Organism: Charadrius vociferus (killdeer)
Lineage: Eukaryota; Metazoa; Chordata; Aves; Charadriiformes; Charadriidae
Gene: C1QTNF8
Product: C1q and tumor necrosis factor related protein 8
Exons: 3
Coding region: 323-1102 (259 amino acids)
Molecular function (GO): protein binding
Source: RefSeq, a predicted model, not a curated record
GGCACCGUGCAACCCCACAGACGGGCUGCGAGUCCUAAGGAAACUACAGCAGGACAAAAGCACAGCAACCCGGCACGAGUUGAUGCAAGCAAAGAAACAAGAAAAAACUCCCUUGCUUUUGCAAACAACCUAGCUGCUGGGUUUCAUAAGGAGCCGGACUGACUUUCAGUGUUUCAUUUGGACUCCAGCUAGGAAGCUGCAGCCGCCACUGAGGACUGAAAAACCUGAAUGAACAGCAGCUUUCAUAUUAUGCAUCGUGCGAAGCAACAGCAAGGAAAGUAAGAGACGGGGGGUUCUGAGUCACAAGCUGGCUCCGGUGAAGAUGAGCAAGAUGAAGAUGUUUCUUCUGCUCUUGGUGUCCACUGCAAACGUCAGUGCCACGCUGGAAAAGGGUCUGCCGAGACGGGAACCACGGCGCCUCUCCUGCGUGCGAUGCUGUGGGCCUUCAGAGCAGCCCGUCUCCAUCAUCUCCUCGCGAUACACAAGGAUGAGCAGUGACCCUGCCUAUUCAGUACCUAAAGUCCAGCCCACUAUAGAUAUCACCAUCCUCAAAGGUGAGAAGGGUGAAAUGGGAGAGAAAGGAUACCCUGGAGCAGUUGGGAAGGAAGGAGAAAGAGGGCUGCGUGGCUUUAAUGGACGGAAGGGACAGAAAGGCCAGCCUGGCCCGCAAGGCCAUUCCUGCAAACAGCUGUACGCUGCGUUCUCGGUGGGUCGGAGAAAACCCCUUCAUAGCUCAGACUACUUCCAGCACGUCACUUUUGACACCGAGUUCGUGAAUCUCUACAAGCACUUCAACAUGUUCUCGGGGAAGUUCUUCUGCUAUGUGGCAGGAAUCUACUACUUCAGCCUCAAUGUCCACACCUGGAACUUCAAGGAGACCUACCUGCACUUGAUGAAGAACGAGAAGGAGGUGGCCAUCCUCUACGCCCAGCCCAGUGACCGGAGCAUCAUGCAGAGCCAGAGCCUGAUGCUGGACCUGCAGGAAGGAGAGGAGGUCUGGGUGAGGAUGUUCAAGCGGGAGCGAGAAAAUGCCAUCUAUAGUGAGGAGUCUGAUGUUUACAUCAUCUUCAAUGGCCAUUUAAUCAAGCCAGCCGUAGAGUAG